AUGACGGAAAAACAUUCUACAUCAGCCACUCAAAAUCCGCUGAUUUCAGCUGACGAUCUAAAGGAUGUACUCUUGAAGAAGUUCGCAAUAUUCACAGGGGGUCACGACAAAGAGUUUCGUUCUCUCAUAAUUUUCCAAGAUCUUGGUUUGGAUAAUCUGUGUGACGAUUCAUAUGAUCUUCUUAUGCAGUACUUUUCUUCAUUAUCAUCUAUGCUUACCUGUGUUCAAGAGUUUACUGUCAUAAUCGAUAGACGCACUGGAAACUGGACGGUUGUUAAGUCGGUUAUCACCAAACUGAAUGAGAAGUUUCCCGGGAACCUGCAUCAAAUUUUUGUUAUCAAACCUCAAGGUUUCAUGCAGAAUUUGUUCUUAGAGAAAACAAUUUGCUCAAUACGAAAUAGCUGCAAAAUACCAAUAUUGUUUGUUGACAGAACUGAUGAACUACUGCCUUUCAUUGAUCAGCAGCAUCUGACAACUGAUUUAGGAGGUGAACUUUGCUUUGACAUUGAAGACUGGCUUACCAAUAGGAUACGUAUUGAGGAAUAUUUUGAAGAUGUGGAAAAUUUAUGCACUGAGUUGAAGAAUAUUUUGAAUCAGUAUUAUGAUAAAGACUGCCAACAGGAAGAAAGUCAUCAGCGGCAACUACAACAACAACAUGAUUAUUCUUACGAUUCAUCGUCAGAUGUAUCUUCACUAUUAAAAACCUGUGAAAUGAAUAAUUUCUACAGUUAUGAAAAAAUGCUGGAAUUUCGUAAACAACGUCAUCAUUGGUUACAUCGUGUUAGUGAUUGUGAGACACGAGGUUUGAAAAUACGUGAAUGUUUAUUGUUGAGACAGUCUAAUAAUGGUAAUGAUAAUAACAAUAAUACACAAGAAGAGAACGAUACAGAAGAUGGUACAGUUACAUGUAAUACAUCAUCAGCAUGGGCUAAUACAAGUGAUGCUUAUGAUUUACCAGUUGAUUAUGUUUUUCAUAUGAUCUCAUUUGAUCGGAUAUUCAUUCGACUAACAGAAGCUCGUGCUGAGUUACGACGUUAUUGGAGUGAAUAUAUUAAACGAGUUCGUAUUACAUCAUUUGUUAGUGAUAUUGAAAAACAGUAUUAUGAGUUUUCUGCACUUUCAAAUGCAUGGAAUAAUCUUAUCGAAUCUUUGGUUGAUUAUUUACCAGUUAAAGUGUCCAAUUCAUCCUCGUUAUCUCCACUACACCAUUCUAGUCAAUCAUCUUCAGAUAGUAAUAGUAGUAAUAAGGUGACUACUAAUACUUUAGGAUAUUCACCAUCACAUUGUAUCAUCCAUUCUGCAUUAAAAGAUGACUGUGAUGAAGCGAAUUCAUCGUUGAGUAAAACUAUGUUAGAAGAUUUGGAGUCAUUAUCAUGUCGGAUACUAGAAGCAGAAACUACUGGUGGUCGCCUACUGCCACGAUUGGAAGAGUUGGCUAAAAUUACAAAUACCUUGGAAUCUUUUAUUGUGUGUAAACAAGAGAUAUCUGAUAGUAAUGAUUUGAAGCAUAAUCACGAAGCUUCAUUCCUCUGUGAUGUAAGCGGAUUAUUAAGUGCUGAUUUAAUUCCAAAUAACACUUGUUCCGAAAUGCCAACAACGCUAACAAUCAAUGCCAGUCAUCAAUACACUGAUAUCAAUCAUAAUUCUAGUUUAUCCUUAUGCUCAAGAGAGGAGGAGAUGAGUGAACCAGCAUCGUCUAACGCGGAUGCAUUGCAUGACACUGAUUACACACUAAAUACCAACCUUGAUGAAUGCAUGAAACAACGUUUUCCACCGGUGAGAUUUCCUUCUACUAUCAAAGACUGGUCUAUAUUAUUUAAAAGUAUGAUUGAAUUAGCUAGUACAGAUCUACCGAAAGCAGCUGAUCAAAUCAAUCGGUUAUUACAACUUUAUACAGAAAUAGAUAAUGCUGCAUCAUGGAUUAAAGAAGGACGUAAUUUAUUAGAGACAGUAACGCCACCAGAGAAACUUACUAGCAUGGAUUUAGCAGAAUGUCGAACACAUAUGGAUGAAUUGGUUGCAUUUACUACUUCACGUCAAACAAGAUUAGAAUUACUGGGGAAUCCGAAAUUAUUUCAUACACGAUUAGCUGGAUUGCUGGAUGCUGAUUUGAAGACUCAACUAAGUAAAUUAUUAAAACAAGUGGAGGAUUUAGCUCAAAAUUGUAAUCUUGCUAUUGCUUCAGUUCGUCAACACAUAUCACGUACAAGUUUUCCAAGGAAUCAUCCUAAUUCUCAGUCUUUUGCCAGUAGUAAUAAUAGUACUAUAACUAGUCCUGAAAGAAAUUCACCUGUUCAAGAAGGUGUUGAAUCAGGGCGAUUAUCAUCAUCUUCAGAGGGACUUAACAAUAACAAGGUAAACAAUUCAGUCUCAUUAUGUCAGCUACCAAGACUGGGGUCAUCAAAUUCAUUAUCAACUCCGGCUAAACGAUAUCAAUUAGCCUGGAAAGAAUUAGUAGAUACAGAGAAAUCUUAUGUCAAUUUCUUACAGCAUGUGUAUGAUGUCGUCUGGUUAAAUUCUGUGGAUAAUGAUGUCAAUUGUGAGUCAGGAUAUCGUUCUUAUCCUCAGCCAACAUUUAUGCGUGAUAAUCAAAAUCGUCUGCUUUGUAACUGGCCAGAGAUACUUCGUUUUCAUAGAGAUUCUUUACUACCACAUUUGGAGGCGUGUGAUGGGAAUGCAGAAAAAAUCAAAGCUUGGGUAUUUCUUAUGGUCCCACGUCUUGUCGACUUAUAUACUGUUUAUUGUUCACUUCAUGAAUGUGCAGUCCAAUUGAGUGUUGUACUUGAAAAAGAUCGUGUUUAUUCCCCUUGGAUAACAGCAUGCAAUGAAGAGAUAUAUCGUAGAGAAAUGUUGACAGGUAAAAUGAACAAUCAAGAUGCGAUACAAUCAUCGAAUGAACUGACUCGGCCACUGUUAUUAUUCAGUUCUCGUCUUGUCACGCCUGUACAACGUUUUCAACGUUAUCAUUUAUUACUAGACAGACUUGUGAAACAUGAAACAAAUGAAUGUGAUCGCGCUGAUCUACAAAUUGCACAUAAAACUGCUUCAGAACUAUGUGAAACAAUAAAUGUUGCUAUGCAACUUCGCGGAUUAUCAGUUCGUCCAUCUGAAUUAGGCCAAUUUCUAUUGGAAGGUGAUUUCACUGUAUCACGUGAUGAUGUCCGGUUCAUGUCUAGUAAACAACGUCAUGUCUUUUUGUUUACUAAUGCUAUCCUACUGACUAAAUAUCGUACAUCAGCCAGUUCACCGAUACCAAUAUUAACUUAUUCAAAUUCAACAAGUGCUCAUCUAUCAAAAGACUAUUCUCUUGAUUCUUAUGAAAAGUCAACAGUCAAUGCUUAUAAUACACAGAAUCAAUCAAACAAUUCAACAAUGGGUGGUACAGCAUCAAAUUUAUUAGCAUUCACUAAGUCAUUUACCUCCAACAGUGGGAAUAACAGCAAUAACAGUAGUAGCAUAAGUAAUAAUCUAGUAUCGAAUUCAACAGCAAUAUACACUUCUGGUCCAUUUUAUGAAAUUAAACAAGAACUAGAGCUUUCUAAAAUUGGACUAACUCCCCAUUUCCAUGGAGAUCGUCGACGAUUCGCUGUAUGGACAGCUAAGCGUGCAGUCACUUUUAUAUUUCAAUCCUCUGAUCCAUCUACUAGAGAUACAUGGGUUAAAGUUAUUAAUGAAUUAUUAAUGAUGCAAUUACUUCGUGAUCGAUAUAAAGUUCUUAAUAAUAGUAGUAAUAAUAAUAAUAGUAACAAUCAAGUUAUACAAAGUACAAAGUUACAAUCUGUUGAACAGACACACUUUAAUUCAAAUGCAUCAGAUCGUAGUAAAAGUCUACCAGUUGGUGGUAAAUCCUUAUCACAAGAAAAUCGAUCGAAAAAAGGAUCCGUUGUAUCAUUACCAUCUGCAGUAGUUGAUCGUAAUUCAGAUAACUCUCAUUUAAAUCGAUAA
This is a messenger RNA of Trichobilharzia regenti, 3945 nucleotides long. Lineage: Eukaryota; Metazoa; Platyhelminthes; Trematoda; Strigeidida; Schistosomatidae. The record is from the annotation of a GenBank genome assembly.